GCAAGCCGGCUGGGGCAGAGGAUUGGCAGUUCCGGGGCUCGCAAGCGAUUUCUCCCGGGGAACUGUGGCUGUGAUCCAGGCGACCCGAGCCAGCUUGGGGCUACGAGCGGCACGCCUUGGGCAACCAGAGCACCCAUAAUGGGCACCCCAGCCUCUGUGGUAAGUGAACCACCCACUUGGCAGGCCCCCACUGAGGCCCGGGGCCGCAAGCAGGCAUCUGCCAACAUCUUCCAGGAUGCUGAGCUCCUGCAAAUCCAGAGCCUGUUUCAGCGCAGCGGGGACCAGCUGGCUGAGGAGCGGGCCCAGAUCAUCUGGGAGUGUGCUGGGGACCACCGUGUGGCAGAGGCCCUGAGGAGGCUACGCAGGAAGAGGACCCCAAAGCAGAAUGUCCUGGGCCACUCACUCCACCACUGCAGCCGGCUCAGAGUUCCAGAGCCUAGCACUCCACUGACCAACCCACACAGCAUGUCUACUGAGACAACCUCCAGUGAGCAGUUUGGCAAGUCCCAGAGAACAAGCACCAGGAUCCGCCGGAAUUGGAGGAAGCCAGACCCCACAGGCUACCUUCACCAGAUCAGACACUGAUCACUGGGAGGUGCCAGGAAUGGCAGCAUCCUCCACAGGAGUCACAGGAACUUUGGCCUAAAGGCCUCAGGAGGUGAAGGGAGACCUGAGGCAAGAAGUCCUUUCUGGGUAAAUGAAGCAGGUGACCACUGCCACCACCUGCUCAGCUCAGAAUAAGUCCACUGGACUUUG
Dipodomys ordii (Ord's kangaroo rat) is the source of this 756-nucleotide messenger RNA. RefSeq names its product arginine vasopressin-induced 1 (gene Avpi1). The transcript is spliced from 3 exons. The record is from RefSeq and is a predicted model, not a curated record. NCBI's taxonomy places the organism in Eukaryota, Metazoa, Chordata, Mammalia, Rodentia, Heteromyidae. Bases 139 to 585 code for a protein of 148 amino acids.